AUGGAAUGUCUUAAAAAUUUGCUUGCUCCUAAAACACUCCACUGGUUCAGUUAUGUGACAAAUGUAUGUUGGAUUUUUCUCGGAAUUAUCCUAUCAGCAAUCUUUCUAGACAUUGAAAACAGCGAACCGAGAUUUGACUUUCACUGUAGCUCAAAUGGCGACAAGGAACUCAUUGGUGGAAAGUGUUACGAACAGUAUGAAAAACAGUUCAAUAAAUUCGGUAUUCCUGUGUAUGGGUUCGUGAUUAUCAACUUCCUUGUUACUGCAAGUGUUUGCGGAAUUUACUCACAAGCGAUGAAGAAGAGAGUUGAUAAACUUGAAGGGCGGACUCGACGAACCGGUAAAAGGCUUUUCAAAGCGUACUGUUUGCAACUUCUUGCCAGAUUUGUUCUUGGAACUUUUUUCAUCCUUCUGCAGAUUAAAUUGCUUUAUCCUCUGAGCUUUUCCUCGAACUUUGACUGCAAAUUAACGAGAGACGGGAAUUUUGCAGACAUUUCGGCCAGUGCGUCCCGCAACGUAACGCAAACGCAAACGUCCUACGAAUGUCAUAAUAAACGAGCAGCUAAGAAGACCUUCUGGGCUUAUGCCGUGAUUGUUGUAACUGGAACUUUUGCGUUUCUUGUGUUUAUUGAGUCUCUCUUUAUGUUAUUACGUGCAAGAAAGGUAAAAGACUUUAUGGAAGACCCGACAUUUCAUAAAUAUUAUCUGAGUUCGAAUCAGCAGUUAAAUGCCCCUCCGGCAGAAUCCGAAGAGUUAAGCGCCAUCAUCGAUUAUGACAGUCACACCAAUCCACCAUCUACCUCUCCAAUUGACAACGAGUCCCCGUCAGAACAGCAACAACAACAGUUUAACAAGGAAGACCCGAACUUUCAUAAAUAUUAUCUGAGUUCGAAUCAGCAGUUCAAUGUCCCUCCGGCAGAAUCCGGAGCGUUAAACGCCAUCAUCGAUUAUGACAGUCAUACCAAUCCACCGUCUACCGCUCCAACUGACAACGAGUCCCCGUCAGAACAGCAACAACAAGAGUUUAACACCUCAUCAGUAGCUACUUUCAUCAAACGUAUGAAGAAACAUGUCCGUAGUGUCACCGAACAGCCUUGUGUAGAUCCUGGUACACCUUUCCAUCGCAAUCCGGGUGAAGGCUCAAAAAGUGAUCUAAAGCUUGACCAAAUCUACACCGAUUUGAUUAUUCAUGAAAACAGAGCCUUGUCUGAAUUUAGUGAAGAUAGAGAGAAACAACUGAAAGAAUACCACAGACCCAGAGAAGAGUCACGAUCAACACGGCCGGGAGAUAUUUUUGAUGCUGACAAACGGAAUAUUCUUGUUGUCGGUCGUCCUGGAAUUGGAAAAACUAUGUUUUGCAAAAAGAUUCUGCGCAAUUGGGCAUCCGAUAACUUGUUCAGCGAUGCACAAAAAUCUGAAAUUGAUUUGAAACUCGCUUUCCUCAUUAAGUUUAGGAAGUUUAACUACACAAACGAAAAACUCAGUCUUCGCGAACUCCUGGACGCAUCGGAGUAUUCUAAACUACCUCUAUCCGAUGAAGUUUGGCACUACAUUAUUGACAACCCAGACAAAGUACUCGUCAUAUUUGAUGGAUUUGACAAUGUAGAAGACUCGAUGCCUCUUCAUACCCUGUACAAGAAGAUAUUAUCAGGAAAAAUCCUUCCCGGUGCUACAGUCCUAACGACUAUAAGACCAACUGCCGUGUCAUUCUUCGAACCGCCCAUUGCGUUUGAAAGAACAGUUGAAAUUCUGGGUUUUACAUCUGCAAAAGUGGAGGAAGAUUUGGAUAACUUCACAAAAGGUGAUGGUAACAAAGCAGAAACCAUAAAGCAAUAUAUCAGAAGUAACCUUAAACUCCAAUCCUUCUGCUACAUUCCUGUGAAUUGUCUAAUAAUUACUAAUAAUUUGUUCGUGCUUGUCACACUUGGUGAACUCACCCGUCUCCGGCUGCCUUCCCUCAAGUUUAACCAACUAUACUCCAUAGCCAUCAAGAUUGUUUACUUUUGUCACUAUGAUAUCCAAAGGCGUUACCCACCACACGAAGCUCAACAGUUUUAUCCGAAGCCAUUUAAUGCGUUACCUUGUUACAAGGCUUUAGAUACACGGGUGAGAACCAGGGGGGGGGGAAAUUACACCUUUUGCUGUUCAUUAAGAGAAAAUACGCAUUCAUUUGCGUGA
Molecule: messenger RNA, 2178 nt
Organism: Porites lobata
Lineage: Eukaryota; Metazoa; Cnidaria; Anthozoa; Scleractinia; Poritidae
Source: the annotation of a GenBank genome assembly